Messenger RNA from Melampsora larici-populina 98AG31, 1209 nucleotides. RefSeq lists its product as uncharacterized. Lineage: Eukaryota; Fungi; Basidiomycota; Pucciniomycetes; Pucciniales; Melampsoraceae. The record is from RefSeq and is a predicted model, not a curated record. Bases 1 to 1209 code for a protein of 402 amino acids. The transcript is spliced from 8 exons.
AUGAUCACAUGUCCAACCAGACUUCACUCUCAUUAUAUUCUUAUCGGAUUGAAUGUUUUAUCAAGCGUACUACUUGAACUAAGGGCCUUCAGCCUACCUGAUCCCAAGGUUGACUUCCUUCCCAAUCAAACCCUUCCGAGUUAUGCACUCGAAUUCGCCCCCUACGUCUAUCUUCACUCUCAGGAAAUUUUUUAUCCUGCGGAUAUCAAAUCAUUUUUAACAAAUGUGGCACCAGAAGUUAAUUAUACGGUCAUCCCCCAAUUCCCAUCAGUCAUGGGCUCAAGUUCCGAAACAUAUCUUCACGCAGAUAAACUAGGACAAGGCCCAGAUCAGAGUAAAGUCUAUCUUACAUCACAAAGCGAUAUUUUCAAAGAGCCAAAAGAUCCCUGGCUGUACGGGGUCGGACCACCCGAUUCGACUGGGAAAUCAAAAGCUGCUGCCAUCAUCAUCGCAAUGGAUAAGUCACAACAGGUUGGACCAGGAUGGGUGGACGUGUUUUAUCUAUUUUUUUACGCAUAUAAUCAAGGCAACUAUUUCUAUAACAAUCGUUUCGGUGAUCACGUCGGUGACUGGGAACAUACAAUGAUCAGGUUUCGUGAUGGAAAACCAGUAUAUGUUGCCCCUGAGGCACACGGGGGAGAAGUCGUCUUGGGGAAUGGCGCUUUCAACUUUGAUGUCCUGGAGAAGAAAGACAACCGUCCAAUUAUGUAUCCAGAAGUCGGCAUUCAAAACUACACAGGCCUUCAAAUUCCCAUUUAUGAUGUCACAGACAAAGGCCAUCUGUGGGACUUGACACAAAAUUACCAAGCAUAUUACUACUCAAAUGAGGCCGGCUUCUCUUACACUGGUGAUACUCCUCAAGCAGCCCAAGACCCAAAUGGUCUUGGCUGGUUGGAAUUCUUGGGAUAUUGGGGUGAUCAAAAGUAUCCAAUAUCAAACCCACACCAGACAUGUAUCGGUUCUGAAUGCUUUUACGAUGAUGGGCCAUUAGGACCUCAAUCUAAAUCUUUAUCAAGAGGCUAUAUAUGUUCAUCUUCGGAUUGUAAACCUCAAGAACAUCUCCCCAGUAUCCUUCACACCUUAUCAUCUCCUUCUAAUUCUGCCAACAGCUCGGCAUCACAUCUUCUAACAGGAUUGAACACACUGUUCACAUUAUCUUCAUCCAUACUUAUUAUUAUACUUAUCAAUCAUACGGCGUUCUUGAUUUGA